Neogale vison (American mink) is the source of this 2926-nucleotide messenger RNA. It is a transcript of the gene NT5C2, whose product is annotated as 5'-nucleotidase, cytosolic II. The coding region runs from base 64 to 1773 and encodes 569 amino acids. Gene Ontology annotation, biological process: adenosine metabolic process; IMP metabolic process. NCBI's taxonomy places the organism in Eukaryota, Metazoa, Chordata, Mammalia, Carnivora, Mustelidae. Gene Ontology annotation, molecular function: 5'-nucleotidase activity. The transcript has 19 exons. The record is from RefSeq and is a predicted model, not a curated record.
GGCAGUUGCGCGCUGGGAUUGCUGCCGAGCGGCGGACGGAAUUCAGCAUACAAUUGAAAUAAAAUGACAACCUCCUGGAGUGAUCGGUUACAGAAUGCAGCGGAUAUGCCUGCUAACAUGGAUAAGCAUGCCCUGAAAAAGUAUCGGCGAGAAGCCUAUCAUCGGGUGUUUGUGAACCGAAGUUUAGCGAUGGAAAAAAUAAAGUGUUUUGGUUUUGAUAUGGAUUAUACACUUGCUGUGUACAAGUCCCCGGAGUAUGAGUCCCUUGGCUUUGAGCUUACUGUGGAGAGAUUAGUUUCUAUUGGCUACCCUCAGGAACUUCUCAGCUUUGCUUAUGAUUCUACAUUCCCUACCAGGGGACUUGUUUUUGACACACUAUAUGGAAAUCUUUUGAAAGUUGAUGCCUAUGGGAACCUUUUGGUCUGUGCACAUGGAUUUAACUUCAUAAGAGGUUCUCAGGUAGCUGCUCAGAAGAGACCAGAAACUAGAGAGCAGUAUCCAAACAAAUUUAUCCAACGAGAUGACACUGAAAGAUUUUACAUUCUGAACACACUUUUCAAUCUACCAGAGACCUACCUGUUGGCCUGCCUUGUAGAUUUUUUUACUAAUUGUCCUAGAUAUACCAGCUGUGAAACAGGAUUUAAAGAUGGGGACCUCUUCAUGUCUUACCGAAGUAUGUUCCAGGAUGUAAGAGAUGCUGUCGACUGGGUUCAUUACAAGGGCUCCCUUAAGGAAAAGACAGUUGAAAAUCUUGAGAAGUAUGUAGUCAAAGAUGGAAAACUGCCUUUGCUUCUGAGCCGAAUGAAGGAAGUAGGGAAAGUGUUUCUUGCCACCAACAGUGACUAUAAGUAUACAGAUAAAAUUAUGACUUACCUGUUUGAUUUCCCACAUGGCCCCAAGCCUGGGAGUUCCCAUCGACCAUGGCAGUCCUACUUUGACCUGAUCUUGGUAGAUGCACGGAAGCCACUCUUUUUUGGAGAAGGCACAGUACUACGCCAGGUGGAUACUAAGACUGGCAAGCUGAAAAUUGGUACCUACACAGGCCCGUUACAGCAUGGCAUUGUGUACUCAGGAGGUUCAUCGGAUACAGUCUGCGAUCUGUUGGGAGCCAAGGGCAAAGACAUUUUAUAUAUUGGAGAUCACAUUUUUGGAGACAUUUUAAAAUCAAAGAAACGGCAAGGUUGGCGAACUUUCUUGGUGAUUCCUGAACUUGCACAGGAGCUCCAUGUCUGGACUGAUAAGAGUGCACUUUUUGAAGAGCUUCAGAGCUUGGAUAUUUUCUUGGCUGAACUCUACAAGCAUCUUGACAGCAGCAGCAACGAGCGCCCAGACAUUAGUUCCAUCCAGAGACGUAUUAAGAAAGUAACUCAUGACAUGGACAUGUGCUAUGGGAUGAUGGGAAGCCUGUUUCGCAGUGGCUCCCGGCAGACCCUCUUUGCCAGUCAGGUGAUGCGAUAUGCUGAUCUCUACGCAGCGUCUUUCAUCAACCUGCUGUAUUAUCCAUUCAGCUACCUCUUCAGAGCUGCCCACGUCUUGAUGCCUCAUGAGUCAACGGUGGAACACACACAUGUAGACAUCAAUGAAAUGGAGUCCCCUCUUGCCACUCGGAACCGCACAUCAGUUGAUUUCAAAGAUACCGACUACAAGCGGCACCAGUUGACGCGGUCAAUUAGUGAGAUUAAACCCCCCAACCUCUUCCCACUGGCCCCCCAGGAAAUUACACACUGCCAUGAUGAAGAUGAUGAUGAGGAGGAGGAAGAGGAAGAAGAAUAAGGAGGAAUAAGAACCAAAACUGAGCACCCAUUAAACAAGCCUGGCAGGACUCACAGGAGCAAAGGAUGGGUUCUAGCGGUGGGUGGGGGAGCUCUGUCAAAGGUACAUCUGGAAAGUUUCUGAAGACUUUAAAAUAUUCUAAUCAUAGAGAGAUACUUUUUAGUUUUGUUUGCACUCUUUGCAGAUGGUUCAAAUUGUAAUGGAGUCUGUAUUGAAAGCAAGCGAGGGGAAAGCCGGGCAGAACUGCAUGAGGAUGGCUCCAUCGUGGCUUGUGACACCGUUUCCUUGUCUUGUUUCCUCAGUGUGCGCUGGAUACCCCUGGGGUGGUGGAGAGUCUCCGAGUGGAGCAAGGGCGAUGGGAAGAGGUGAUCCAAAAUGAUGCUGUGUUACAAAUUGUGUUCUUACUCCGAAAUCCAUCCUGAAAUUUUCAGUGCAUCACAUAGUAUUGUAUAUCAGUGGAGAAAUAUAUUGUUUCCAUUAUCAAAUGUAGUCUUCUGUUAAGGCCAAGUUUCCUUUUAUAAGCUUUGAAGCGUCCUCUGUGCCUUUGGGCAGACUGGGGGCUUUAGUGGCCUUGUGUAAGUAUUUGGUUUGCUGUAGGGCUGGUCUGGAAGGCACUGCAGCGAGUGAUUCUGUUUUGAGGUACAAGUCUUCAUCUCUUACAUUUUUUUUUUCCUUACAUUUUUUUUGACAGCAGAAAUGUAUCAGAAACUGUCUUUUUCUCAUCUGGGAUCAAUCUAUAGAAAGAAUUUAGCUGCAAGAGGGCAAAGGAGCAAACCCUGUGAAAAGAAGAGGAGGAACUUCCUUCCAUUAUGAGUGAAUUCCUUAGUUUGGGCCAGGGUGGACUGCUGAGCUCAAAGUCUAGCUUGAGAGGAUGGGAAGAGGGCUCUGUAAGGUUAGAACCUUACUAGAGCACAGGGCACAAUCAGUGUGAGUAAAUUCUGAAUCCCAGGAGAAAUCACUUCUUGUUUUGAACCAGAAUGGAUCAUUACUGUGUUCAUUAGGGUAUUAGCCCCACAGGCGCAGAGUGGCCUACAGCCGUUCCAGCAGUAGUGUAGACUUGUCCUUGACCCUUCAGAUCUUCCUUCCGUUCUUACUGGUGAACACAGAGUGUAGAUUAGCUGCUCUAGAAUUCAAUAAAGUAUAAUAUUUCUAA